GUCAUCCAGAAGCUUCCCCCUGUGUACAGCUAGCUGCCUAUGAUUAGCCACGUCAUGUAAAGUUAGCAGUGGAGCCGUAGUGAUAUAUCUGGCAGCCUGGCUCGUAGUGUGAUUUGGGGGAGGACACUGAUUCAUUGACGGAGAGGGGGCGCUUGUUUCGGGGUUAGAGGUCGGCAGUAACCCGUCGGGAAGAUGUCAGACCUCGGGGACUGGUUCAAAAGCAUCCCGCUGAUCACCAGGUCCUGGUUCGCUGCUUCCAUCGCUGUGCCCCUCAUCGGGAAGCUGGGGCUGGUGGACUUCAGACACCUGGUGCUGAUGCCGGAGUACGUCUUCAGGAAGUUCCAUCUCUGGAGGCCAGUGACAGCCACUCUGUAUUUCCCGGUUACCCCUAACACCGGUUUCCUGUACAUGGUCAACCUAUAUUUCCUCUACCACUACUCCAGUCGGCUAGAGACGGGAGGAUUUGAUGCCAGACCUGCAGACUAUGUCUUCAUGCUCCUCUUCAACUGGAUCUGCAUUGUUAUAGUCGGGAUGCUGAUGAACAUGCAGCUCCUCAUGAUCCCACUGAUCAUGUCCGUGUUGUACGUCUGGGCUCAGUUCAAUAAAGACACCAUCGUCUCCUUCUGGUUCGGAACACGCUUCAAGGCACAUUAUCUACCGUGGGUCAUCUUGGCCUUUAACUUCAUCAUUGGAGGCUCUUUUGUGAAUGAACUGACUGGGAACCUGGUGGGUCACCUCUACUUCUUCCUCAUGUUCAAAUACCCCAUGGACCUGGGCGGACGCUCCUUCCUCUCCACACCAGAGUUCUUGUAUCGCUUUUUCCCCAACAGAAGGGGAGGGGUGUCGGGCUUCGGAGCCCCCCCCAGCAGGAGACCAGUUGCCCAGGAGCCGGCGGCAGGAGGUCGGGGGGGACGUUACAACUGGGGCGAAGGCUUCCGCCUGGGGGACGACUGAGAGGAGGCCACACCCUCCUCCUCCUUAGCUCCCAACGACAAACAGCCGUGCAGCUGAUGAUUGAGGUUAAAAUGUUUGCCUCUUCACAUUCUUCUCUGUUUGAGGGAAUGAAAAAAAAUGGAAUUUGAAGAAGCAUGCAUUUUAACUGAAAGAGCAGCACGUAGCAGGACCCGGACUCUGGCUGAAGGCUCAGUUCACCAUGAAAGCCAAUAAUACACUUCUGCGGUAGAGGCCAAGCAGAUAGAAGAGAACAUGAAUAAAUAGUUUGUUUUUGUAAUUUGAUGAUUCUUGAUCUCCCCUCCCCUUAUUCUUCUGCCUUUCUUUAUUUCACCUCUUCUCCACACACUGCCACUGCACUGUCGAGAUGAGAUGCUGCAGCUGCACACCAGCACGCUGCUGAUUUUGAUUCAUGUGUUCCUGUCCUCCGUCUCUCUCUAUGUUGCCAUAUCAGAUUACAGUGUAAUUACCAACGCACAGGGGCCGCACUCCCUGUCGUCCCCCCACAGAACAUAAAGCUACAGAGAUGAGUACUGUUUCCAGGUCUGAAUGUACAUGGGUGUAAAAUGUUUGUUGAAUCCCCUGUGGCACAGACCUGAUCUUUCUUCUGUCUUAAGGUGUCAUGAUCUGAACCAAAAUGAGGUGAAAAUGGGAGUUUGCUUUUUUUUGUAAAUAUAAAAGUUGUUCAUUGAAAGGGC
This is a messenger RNA of Limanda limanda (common dab), 1649 nucleotides long. It is a transcript of the gene derl1, whose product is annotated as derlin 1. Gene Ontology annotation, cellular component: endoplasmic reticulum membrane; Hrd1p ubiquitin ligase ERAD-L complex. The transcript has 8 exons. The record is from RefSeq and is a predicted model, not a curated record. Gene Ontology annotation, biological process: endoplasmic reticulum unfolded protein response. Gene Ontology annotation, molecular function: misfolded protein binding; ubiquitin-specific protease binding. Bases 193 to 954 code for a protein of 253 amino acids. NCBI's taxonomy places the organism in Eukaryota, Metazoa, Chordata, Actinopteri, Pleuronectiformes, Pleuronectidae.